Rhizoctonia solani is the source of this 543-nucleotide messenger RNA. RefSeq names its product AhpC/TSA domain-containing protein. Gene Ontology annotation, cellular component: cytoplasm. Gene Ontology annotation, molecular function: thioredoxin peroxidase activity. The transcript has 4 exons. Lineage: Eukaryota; Fungi; Basidiomycota; Agaricomycetes; Cantharellales; Ceratobasidiaceae. Gene Ontology annotation, biological process: cellular response to oxidative stress; cell redox homeostasis. The coding region runs from base 1 to 543 and encodes 180 amino acids. The record is from RefSeq and is a predicted model, not a curated record.
AUGUCUGGUCCCAAGGGUCUUGUUGGUCAAGCUGCACCGGCCGUCACCUUAGCAUCUGCCACUGGCGAACAGUUCGAGCUUGACCCCGCCACUGCCGGUCGCCCAACUAUUAUCUUUUUCUUCCCUGCCGCUGGCACCUAUGGCUGCACAAAAGAAGUGUGCUCUUUCCGCGACGCACUCUCUUCCAACGAACUUUACAAGACCCAUAAUGUUCAAAUUGUCGGAAUAAGUGGAGAUGCAGUCGCGAAACAAAAGGCAUUUGUUGAUGCUCAAGGCUUAUCAUACCCGAUGUUGUGCGAUACCGAAGGUGAAGCCAGGAAGAAAUACCAAGUUGGCAAGGGGUUGCUUGGGCUGAGUGAGGCUCGAGUGACUUUCUGUGUUGAUAAAGAAGGCGUUGUUCGAAAUGUCUUUGACUCAGUAUUGCAGUUUACUGCGCAUGAAAAGGCUGUUACAAAGUGGCUUGCAACCCUGCCAAAACCUGGACCUGCUGCCGAGCCGGACGCACUAGCCGAACCAGUUGAGGAGCCCACUCCUGCGGCCUGA